AAUCCCCCAGGCAACCAAGGCGUUUGAAGCUAUCGCAACAGCAAUUGGACAGCAUGACAAAGGACGAGCUAGCAGCCAAGUGGCAUGAACAGGACUUGUAUGUGGAGUGUCUAGAGGCCCAGGCGGCAGCCCAGGAAGGUACUGAGAUCACAUGAGUGAGACCAUCUCACUCACCACAUUUCUUAAGCGAAUUUACGAAUGCCAGAACACAACGGUCUCUCGUAAGAGACAAGACUCUUAUAGGGACGCUAAGAAUAGGGACCAAGCGUUUUAUUCUUAAAGUGUUUAGGAUUCUAAUGACACUAAGUUUCUUAUAAGUCUUAAGAUUGAACAAAUCUUGAGGAAAUAAAUAGCAUAAUUAUGUAGGUGAAAUUCUUAAGAACACUUCUUAUGACAUUGAUAAGCGAACGUAAAUUGUAGAAAAUUUUAUGUAUCCGUCUAAGUAUUGGAUAGAUCAAUUUGGUAAUAUAUUUUUUAGAUACAGGUUAGUGAUAUGCUAAUAUUGUACAAAUUUUCAAAACUACAUUUGUGAUGUGUAGUGCGCGCAAUUAAAUUAACGCCAAUAUGUACCAGUGUUUGAUAUUUUAUCGGUGAGCAGAAGUGGUGUGACGGUCAUGUAUACCGCAUAUAUGAGAGAGUCUAAUACAGUAUUGCGCAAAUAAUGCAAAAUUUUAUUGCCUGGUGUUGAGUUGCGCUACCAUUGAUAUUAAAAAUUACUUAAUACUAAAAGCAAAGUGUAUUUUGGAAAAAAAAGUGAUAUUGUGUGACAAGAAGAGAUGACGAGGUUUCUUUGAAUGUGUUCACUAUAAAUCAUUCUUCUCGUCGCAAUAAACACACACAGCUUACUUUUAAUAUGAUCUUGUAAGUGACUGUGCAGUGUGCGCGUAUCUUUCUACAGUGUAGCAAACUACACUGCCAGAAGCAGGACAGUGCGUGCGUGUAUGUGUACAUUGGAUAUCGAGUUUCCACUUAGCGAGGAUUAAAUGAAAUACAACAUCCUUGCUGGCUCUGAAUUUACAACUCAGGAGAGUUAAAACAGAGGCCCUAUGUCAUCCCUUUGGCCUACAAAACACUGUGCCAGGGGUGAACUAACUUCAUUGAGAGAAUCUGAAAACAAAUACAGGCAGCAACAUGCAGAAGCAUCUCAUAGAGAAAAAAUUUUAGUCAGGAGACUUGCCUCUAAAGAGCAGGAACUACAGGAGUAUAUUAAUCAAAUUGCUGAAAUGAAAGCUGCUCAUGCUCCGUCCGCUGCCGCAUUAAGAUCUGCCCUACUAGAUCCAGCUGUUAAUAUUUUAAUCCAGAAAUUGCGGCAAGAACUUGUUACAACGAAAGCUAAAUUAGAAGACACCCAAAAUGAACUCAGUGCGUGGAAAUUUACACCGGACAGCAAUACGGGAAAAAGAUUAAUGGCAAAGUGCAGAUUAUUAUAUCAAGAAAACGAAGAAUUAGGUCGUAUGAUCGCCAGUGGCCGAAUUGCCAAGCUGGAAGGAGAUCUUGCACUUCAGAGAAGUUUCAGUGAAGAAAUGAAGAAAUCACAGUCAGAAUUAGAUGAGUUUUUGCAAGAUUUGGACGAGGAUGUAGAGGGAAUGCAGAGUACAAUUUAUUUCUUGCAACAGGAGUUGCGUAAAGCUCGUGAGUCGGUAACGUUGUUGCAGCAAGAAAAUGCAGCACUGAAGGCGAGUUCCAGUGAAAAUAACCUAACGAAUGGUUUGUCUCCACAUACACCACCGAUUAAGAAAGAGGAAUUGGAUGAAAAUUCAGUUUCGGAAACAAAGACUUCGAAGUCGACGGAGGAUAGUGAUGUGUGCAAAGGUGCUAGGACUCCACCGUUAUCAUCGGGACGGUCGCCUCAGUGUGAGUUCUCGAGUACUGAAAGAACAGAUCGUGUAGAACGAAAGCCUAAUCAAGCAGAUCAUAACGAUGAAAGCUCCAGUGACUCAGCCGCCUUGAUUAUUAAAGUUGAGAAUGAGGAAUUGAGUGAUAGGGAGGAAGAACAUGAAGAAAAUCGAAACAGUAAGAGGAUAUUAAGAAGCAAAAGUCAUAAUAGAAGUAACAGUAAAACUAAUGGGGAGGAGGUGCUAUCUAGAACAACAAGGGGUAGGGACAGGACCAAAAGGGACAAAAGUGCUCCAGGUAGUGAUGAUGAAAGGACACAUAAGAAAAAGAGAAGAGAGAGCAUCCUUUCUCUUGAUUAUAACGAAGCCGAUGAUGACGCAUUAGUUCUCACUAAUGGUGAGACGCUUCAAAGCGAUCCAGAAUGAACAAUUUUUUAGGAUGAUUUUAUACUCAUAACAUUUGUUACAUAUAAAUAGACCUUAACGUGAUUUGUUAUACCGUACAAGAUAAAAAUCUAAAUCUAACAUUCUAUUGAUCAUUCGAAAAUUCUAAUAUAAAUAAAGAAGAAAUAAAGAUCAUUGUCAACAAUUUGUAUUAUUUUUCAUGAUAUGCAUAUGUAAAUACGUUUCUUUUUCGAGUAUGCAUAAGUCACGUUAAUGCCAAAAAAAAGUAAACACGAUUACAUAUAAUAAUAUGUACACAAAAUAAUGCGGCGUUGGAAUAAAGGGAUAGAUAGUUGAAAUUAUUUCUUUUGGAAUUAAAUCAUAUUGAAAUUUUCAAAAAGAAACAUGUGUGACCAUGUAAACUAAUGCAUCAAUGUUUUUAAACGGCUCACUGUAAAUUCGUUAGGACACUGAUAGCAAUUGUUAGAUUUUUUGAAAGAAUCACAAAGGACAUGAAUAACAAUAAAACAAUAAUUAAGGGUAUGCCUUUCUAUUAUGUAAAUACACAAAUGUUAAUAUCUGAUACACGACGACGCACAUACGUAGAUUUAUACACGAUUUGUGCGCAAUAACUUGUAUGUAUGUAUUGUUUUUUUCAUUGCGAGACUCGCGUGUAGUCAUGCGUAACUCGUGCAUAAAAUGUGCUUUUAAUUGUGUAUAAUAAAAUUGAGGUCUAUUUGUUAGA
Molecule: messenger RNA, 2964 nt
Organism: Hylaeus anthracinus
Lineage: Eukaryota; Metazoa; Arthropoda; Insecta; Hymenoptera; Colletidae
Gene: fl(2)d
Product: pre-mRNA-splicing regulator female-lethal(2)D
Exons: 5
Coding region: 1047-2261 (404 amino acids)
Biological process (GO): regulation of alternative mRNA splicing, via spliceosome
Cellular component (GO): nucleus
Source: RefSeq, a predicted model, not a curated record